UUUGCAGCGCGGGCCGCGAGACCGCAGCGAGGGCGCGCCAGAGGCGGGGGAGGCAGACGGCAUGCUCCCGAGGACGGCCUACCCAGCCCGGAUUUGAACUGCAAGCAUCCUGAACGCAUUACAAAACAAUUGACCUCCUCUGAGCUACAAAGCAGUGCACACAUUCAAAGUAUAGGAAUCCAUUCUCAUAGACUCAUCAAUCCUUGUAGCGUACGAAAUUCUUGCGCUCCUAGAAAAUAUCUAGCCGCCUCGGCGUCAUGCCAGCACUGCUCCAGGAGGUGGCGCGGGAAACUUCACUGUGCUGCGCAUUGCCGCGCUCAGUGCAGGAUCUGGCUGAAGCUCGAGAGAGACGCGCGCCAGAAGCCCCACGGAUCGACGGCGCCGUAUCCGGUGAAGCCCUCGGCUGUGGCGGCCCCGCGGAAGCCGAGCAUCGCGCGGCGGCCGUGCUCGAGCUCGCAGGUCUGCAGGGUGUCGUUGUCCACGUCCACCAUCACCUCGCGGAAGCCUGCGGGGCCCCCGAGCUCCCCUGGCUCCGAGCCCUCGGGGGCCUCUCGAGGGCGCCCAGCUCGACGACGCCAGCUGGGAGGGCGAGGAUCGCGUAGCCCUGUUAUCCCCCCCCCCGGCUCCGAGGAGGGGGCGCCGAGCCCCGUUGGGCACGUCGUCCAUGGGGAUGGCCCCGUUUGGACAGGGACCGACCGUCCGGGCAUUCUUAUAGGCCUACCACCUGGAGGGGACGCCCAACAGGUUUUGCUUAGCAUGGCCCCGGGGCUGUUUCAGGGCCCUUGACGGCCGCCAGCGCGACCCAUUGUCAGCGUUUUGUCGGCGACCCCGCCGUCGUCUGUCAGCGCUCUGUCGGCAACCCCGCCGUCGUUUGUCAGCGCCACCCGCUAUCGUUUGUCAGCGGUUUGUCGGCGGCCCCGCCGUCGUUUGUCAGCGCGGCGUCGGCGACUUCGCCGUCGGUUGUCGGCGCUCUGUCGGGGGCCCCGCCGUUGCCCGCCAAUGCUUUGUCGGUGGCCCCGCCGUCGUCGCCAGGUUGCCAACAAAGCACUGACAAGAGGCGGCCCAGCCGCCGACAAAGUACUGACAAGAGACGGCCGGGACGCCGACAAAGCACUGACAAGAGGCGGCCCAGCCGCCGACAAAGUACUGACAAGAGACGGCCGGGACGCCGACAAAGCACUGACAAGACGCAGCCCCCGCCGCCGACAAGAGUCGCCCACAUCCAGCUUAAAGGGACUGCUCUAAAACCUGUUUCGCGUCCCCCCCAGCC
Molecule: messenger RNA, 1270 nt
Organism: Prorocentrum cordatum
Lineage: Eukaryota; Dinophyceae; Prorocentrales; Prorocentraceae
Source: the annotation of a GenBank genome assembly